AUGAACGGGGUCGAGCACCGCCGGAAACAUGCGCCUCUAGACAGUCCAACAUCCCAAGCCGCGAGUCUGGUGGGACGGCACUCGUUCUCGCUCGAUGACCCCGUGCCGACUAUGACGCACGACUCUGAGGCGUCGUCGAAAGGCUUCUUCGAGCUGCCGAAGCAGGAUCAGUCGAAUUUCCUGCUGCUCGUGCUGCUGUACUUUCUCCAGGGUAUCCCGAUGGGGUUGGCGACGGGGUCUGUUCCGUUUUUGCUGAAGAGCCACGUUUCGUAUACUGAGAUUGGCGUGUUCUCGCUCGCCAGCUACCCGUACAGCUUGAAGCUGUUGUGGAGUCCCAUCGUGGAUGCCGUGUGGAGUCCGAAGCUGGGGCGGAGGAAGAGCUGGAUCUUGCCGAUCCAGACCAUCAGUGGUUUUGCAAUGCUUUGGCUGGGCGGGCGUGUGCAGGAGAUGAUGAUUAGUGCUGAGGCGAAGGAUGGCGGUGGAGUAUGGAAUUUUACAUGGUGGUGGUUUGCAUUAGUGUUUCUAUGCGCGACGCAGGAUAUUGCUGUUGAUGGUUGGGCGUUGACCCUCCUUUCGCACGAAAAUCUCUCUUAUGCCUCGACCGCACAGACUGUCGGUCUCACAGCCGGACAGUUCCUCUCAUACACCGUUUUUCUUGCCUUCAAUUCGAAAGACUUUGCGAAUCGCUGGUUCCGACCUGCCGAUGCCCCCCUAGAAGUCGGUCUCAUGACUCUGGACGGAUAUCUUAAGUUCUGGGGCUGGGCGUAUCUCAUCGUAACAGCCGGUCUCGCCAUCAUGAAGACGGAGGAGCGCACAAGGAACACGGAUGGCAUCUGGGACGUGUACAAAGUCAUGGGCGGCAUCUUGAAGCUCAAGAACAUUCAAACCUUCAUCAUCAUUCAUUUGAUCGCGAAGAUUGGAUUCCAAGCCAACGAUGGCGUCACGAACCUCAAACUGCUGGACAAGGGUUUCAGCCAGCAAGACCUUGCUCUUACCGUCCUCAUCGACUUUCCUUUCGAGAUCUCCCUAGGUUACUAUGCCGGAAAAUGGUGCCAAACCUACCCACCCAUGAAGCUAUGGUCUUGGGCCUUUAUAGGACGUUUAGGAGCUGCUGUUUUUGCUCAAUUCGUUGUCAUGAUCUUCCCCUCAGGCGUGACACCGGCCACGGGCGUGCCAACAUGGUACCUUCUCACCGUAAUCGUGGAGCACGUAUACAGCACCUUCAUGAACACGGUCAUGUUCGUAGCUAUCAGCGCUUUCCACGCUCGAAUCGCGGAUCCAGUCAUCGGGGGUACCUACAUGACGCUCUUAGCUACCGUCUCCAACCUCGGUGGCACAUUUCCCCGCUUUUUCAUCCUUAAAUUCGUUGACUUGUUCACCGCUGCAACCUGUAUCCCUCCCACCAAUCCACCCAAUCCGGACGGCCUGAAGUCACCGCUCGUCACCUCUCCCUUCUCUUGCGCGCUAGAAGCGGAUAAGCACCGCUGCAAGGACGGGGGUGGAACGUGUAAUAUCACUACUGAUGGCUACUACGUCAUGAACGUGAUCUGUGUGGUCAUUGGGGUGGUGACGUUUGUGGGUUUCAUACGGCCAGCGGCCAUGAGGUUACAGGCGCUGCCGUUGAGGGCGUGGCGGAUGGCGAAUUGA
Messenger RNA from Mytilinidion resinicola, 1647 nucleotides. Its product is annotated as acetyl-coenzyme A transporter 1. Bases 1 to 1647 code for a protein of 548 amino acids. The transcript has 3 exons. NCBI's taxonomy places the organism in Eukaryota, Fungi, Ascomycota, Dothideomycetes, Mytilinidiales, Mytilinidiaceae. Gene Ontology annotation, molecular function: acetyl-CoA transmembrane transporter activity. The record is from RefSeq and is a predicted model, not a curated record. Gene Ontology annotation, cellular component: membrane.